AUAAUAAAAUUAGGCUUUUAUUUUUUGGAAGAUGUAUCAUGCCGCUGGAGCCUGGAAAGAGGAGAGAUAUUCUAAGAGGAAUUCCCGAAAAAGAUAAGCAGAAGCAGACGAGUUGGAGAUGGAAAUUUGGAAGGGGAGAUUGGGAAAUUUGGGGCAGAAUAAGGCGUAAAAAACACCAUUUUUCGCCGGUGGGAUGGAAAGUUUUCAUCUGCCGUGGGAUCGUGGUGGAUGUGACUACUAAGCUUUCCGUGGCAGUUCGAUGGGACGGGAAUGGCUCCAAAAUUUCGCGUAAAUCCCCAACUACAGUCCGCCGCCUGUCUUUCCGCAGGAUAUGCUUUGGAGGAAGAACUUGGGUUCAUGAAGAGAGUAGGAAGGAUGGCAGAGGACAAAAAUAUAAUUCAUUGAAGAUCUAUCUGAUUGGGUAAGACCAAAGCUCCCUAGCUUACCAG
Messenger RNA from Cucurbita maxima (winter squash), 449 nucleotides. RefSeq lists its product as uncharacterized. The coding region runs from base 39 to 425 and encodes 128 amino acids. The transcript has 2 exons. Lineage: Eukaryota; Viridiplantae; Streptophyta; Magnoliopsida; Cucurbitales; Cucurbitaceae. The record is from RefSeq and is a predicted model, not a curated record.